This is a messenger RNA of Aspergillus nomiae NRRL 13137, 858 nucleotides long. RefSeq lists its product as uncharacterized. Bases 1 to 858 code for a protein of 285 amino acids. Lineage: Eukaryota; Fungi; Ascomycota; Eurotiomycetes; Eurotiales; Aspergillaceae. The transcript has 2 exons. The record is from RefSeq and is a predicted model, not a curated record.
AUGGCCCCCAUUUUAGCAUGCCACUACGCCUUCGGUCGCCACCGCGCCGAUGUAGUUCGAACAGGGGGCAACCGAGUGCUCGCAUUGAAGUUCUUCUGGCUUUUUCAGAUCUUCUACAAACUUGUUCUAUGCCUCAACAAGCUAUCCUUCCUCGCUUUCUACCUCCGCCUCUUCCCAACCCCUAAAUUCCGCCUUGUCUGCUGGAUCACUAUCACCCUCGUCCUAUCCAGUACCUUCGGAUUCGUCAUCGCCACCAUUUUCCAAUGCAUCCCCGUUCACGCGAGCUGGCACAAGGACAUCCCCAAAACAUGCGUGAAAAACGCCGAAUUCCGCUGGUCCUGGGCGGGCUACAAUACGGCUAUGGACAUCUGGGUGUGUCUAAUGCCUCUCCCGGUUCUGGCGCAGCUACACCUCGACCGUUUCCGUAAAAUCGGGGUAAUGCUCGUGUUCUGCAUGGGCCUUUUCGUCUGCAUAACGAGCAUUAUUCGCAUGUGGGCUAUGACCGAGAGUACAAAGACGCACGAUCCAACAUGGGGAUCGUUCGAUGCGCUGAUGUGGAGUGCUAUCGAGGCUAGCACGGGUAUUAUAUGCGCAUGUCUGCCAUUCUUGAAGCACCCGAUUCAGAGGAUCAUUCCUAGUUGGCUUGUUUCGUUGUCGAAUGGCUCGAGGAAGACUCGCCCGAGUUAUCGGAUGAGUCGCCUCGGCUCUCAAUCAGGGAUGCGGACGGGUGGGCAGAGGGAUGAGGAUUUCUAUGGGGAGGCUGAUGCUGAGAGUAUGGGUAGUCAGGGGCCGAUUGCGAAGGGUCAGAUUCUUAUGAAGACGGAUAUUGUCAUGCGUAGUGAGCGGGCUUAUUCGUGA